Molecule: messenger RNA, 870 nt
Organism: Didymodactylos carnosus
Lineage: Eukaryota; Metazoa; Rotifera; Eurotatoria; Philodinida; Philodinidae
Source: the annotation of a GenBank genome assembly
AUGUAUUCCUGUGGUAAAUUAGCACCUGAAUACAUUAUGAUUCGUAUCCGAUUUCAUGUACCAUGGUUUCCAAGCGAAUACGAAACAUUUUGGGAUAUAAUUGAUGUGAAGAAAUAUCAUACGAUAAAUGAUGUUCGAAAAUAUUUUCAUGAGCGACAAAUGCAAAUUUCGACAUUGUAUGAUCUAAAAUUACCUAAACGUACCAAAAAAUUACAUUAUAUAAAACUAUUAAUGAAUGAAUGUGUAUUGUCACCCUUUAUCAGUUCAAAUGUACUGCGAGAUGAAGAUGAAAUUUAUGUACAGCUGGAAUCUAACGCUGAGAAUCAGUGGCUACUUUGUCAACCAGUUGCGUUAAGAAAAAAGUCAAUGAUAAAUAACGGUAAUCAUGUUGCUCAUGCAAUACCAGAACAACAAAAAGAUAUUGAUAAUCCUAGCUCAGCAAAUGUCCCUUCGAUUCUGGAAAGUCGUCAUGAAGAAGUAUCAGCAUCUGCAAUGAAUGAAAAAAUGGAAAUAGUUUAUACCGAUAGUAUUGAUACGGAUGUAAUUCAUCCAUUAACAAAUGCCGAAAAACAAGAACAUGCUUUACAUGAUAUUCUAAGAAACAUUGCUGAAAAUUCCGGAGACGAUGAAACAUAUCCGACUCAUCAGAAACAGCCUUACAGAAGUAAAAAUUUUAAUUAUGACGAUGUUCGAAUAUAUUUUGGACGCAAAAAAGGAAGAGCAAUGCCACCGAAACCACCGAUAAUCUCUGCUAAAUCUCGUGUUUAUGAGGUCCUAAAACUGAAAUUAAUACCCUCCCACUUUCUCAUUAUAGGUCAAUUCAUUUAUCCCUCGACAAUUGCUGACACGACCAACAAAACAGGACAAUAA